CGUCAGGGCUGAGCGAAAGGAGAGACUGAGAGAGGGAGCCCCGGGACGCAGCAGGACGCGGGCCAAGGCAGGGUUUUCCAGCCUGGCGCAUCCUCAGCUCAAGUCUCGGCCAGCCGGCGUCAACCCCGCCCUUCCUCUCCCAGUGGGCGUUCGUGGGCGGUGUACUGCAAAGUCCAGUAGCUUCCCGGGCGCCGCGAAGUUGGGUGCGUUGAGGGCGCGCAUGGCGGCGGUGGGGCCGCGGACCGGCCCGAGCGCCGGGGCUGAGGCACUGGCAUUGGCGGCAGAGCUGCAGGGCGAGGCGACCUGCUCCAUCUGCCUGGAGCUUUUCCGUGAGCCGGUGUCCGUUGAGUGCGGCCACAGCUUUUGCCGCGCCUGCAUUGCACGCUGCUGGGAGCGCCCGAGCGCGGGGCCCACUACCGUGUCCCGCACGCUGCCCUACUCUCUGCCCUGCUCGCUGCCCUGCCCGCAGUGUCGCGAGCCUGCGCGCCCCGGCCAGCUACGGCCCAACCGGCAGCUGGCCGCAGUGGCCACACUGCUGCGGCGCUUCAGCCUCCCAGCUGCCGCGCCGGGGGAACGCGGGCCCCUGGAGGCUGUGUCCGUCGGGUGUGCGCAGCACGGCGAACCUCUCAAGCUCUACUGCCAGGACGACGGACGUGCCAUUUGCGUUGUGUGCGACCGCGCUCGCGAGCACCGCGCUCACGCAGUGUUGCCGCUCGACGAGGCGGUGCAGGAGGCCAAGGAGCUCCUGGAGUCCAGGCUGAAGGUCUUGAAGAAGGAUCUGGAGGACUAUGAGGCCUUUCGUUCCACCGAAGAGAAGGAGAGUAAGGAGCUCUUGAAACAGAUGGCAGCCGAGCGAGAAAAGGUAGGAGCAGAGUUCCAGGCUCUGCGGGCCUUCCUGGUGGAGCAGGAGGGCCGGCUCCUGGGCCGCCUGGAGGAAAUAUCCCGAGAGGUGACACAGAAGCAGAAUGAGAACCUGGCCCAGCUUGGGGAUGAGAUUGCCCAGCUCUCCAAACUCAGCAGCCAGAUCCAGGAGACAACUUGCAAGCCUGACCUUGACUUUCUCCAGGAAUUCAAAAACACCCUAAGCAAGUGCAGCAAUGUGCCUGCCCCCAAGCCAACCACAGUGUCUUCUGAGAUGAAGAAUAAAGUCUGGAACGUUUCCCUCAAGACCUUUGUCUUAAAAGGGCUGCUCAAGAAGUUCAAAGAGGAUCUUCGAGGAGAGCUGGAGAAAGAGGAAAAAGUGGAGCUGACCUUGGACCCCGACACGGCCAACCCCCGCCUCAUCCUCUCUCUGGAUCUUAAGAGCGUGCGCCUUGGACAGCGGGCCCAGGAUCUGCCCAGCCACCCGCGUCGCUUCGACACCAACACUCGAGUCCUGGCAUCCUGCGGCUUCUCCUCCGGGCGGCACCACUGGGAGGUGGAAGUGGGCUCCAAGGACGGCUGGGCCUUUGGCGUGGCCCGUGAAAGCGUGCGCCGCAAGGGCCUCACGCCUUUCACACCUGAGGAGGGCGUCUGGGCGCUGCAGCUCAACUGCGGGCAGUACUGGGCGGUGACCAGCCCUGAACGAACGCCCCUCAGCUGUGGGCACCUGUCCCGUGUGCGUGUAGCCCUGGACCUAGAGGUGGGGGCCGUGUCCUUCUAUGCUGCAGAGGACAUGCGCCAUAUCUACACCUUCCGCGUCAACUUCCAAGAACGUGUGUUCCCCCUUUUCUCUGUCUGUUCCACUGGCACCUAUUUGCGAAUCUGGCCUUGAGGGGCACUGUCUCACAACAUCAAAGACAUGAGAUUGGGUCGUUGGGAAAAAGGGCUCUGAGGUCAACUGAGCAGAAGAGAUGCCUUGGACCCUGCUGUCUGUCCUCUACCUGUUGUGGGCAUGUGGAUUUGGCCUGAGCUGUGAGGUGGAGGUGGAUGAGAACAGGAGCCCAACUCCAUCAGAGGUGCUUCCUAUCACUGUCCCAACUCAGAAGGUCUUCUGGUUCCAUGUAAUAAAACCAAACCCUGUGUUGUCCUGUUACAAGGGAGCAGCUUCAUGACUACUUCAGCUUUGCCUUCUUGUCAUCAGCCAGCUCUGCCCUCAGAGACCUGGAUCUAUCCGGCCUGAUAAAGUCGUCUAUUUAGUGAGGAGCACUGUACUCCCAUCUCAGAAGGGAAUCUAAGCCAGAACUGGAAGGAGGCCCUUGAUCUGUACAUGAGGAAAAAGCCCAGGACAACAGCACAUGAGCAUUGCUGGCGUCCACCACCCCUUAGCCUGAUGACAGAGUGUAUGUACAUCUUUGGCCACUGUGACAGCCCCAUGUUCUUACAUUUGCCUACACUCUUUUCAAGUGCCACAGUACAGUCUCCUUUAGGUAAGGAGACCAAAUUCUGGAAUUUUGAAACACAAGAUAGUACUUACAAUUUUAUAGAAGCAACCGACACUUUUAUGGAAAUGCGCAGGGCACAAGCAUAACCCUGACAGACCCUUUUGGGAGCUUCCCAAAUGUAUUCCAACAGCAGAGGACCCUGUGCCAAGUCCUGCUCAGCAUGGGUCCUGGUGGGUGUUAUUCCCUUGGCUAAUUGUUCCCCAGCUUCUAUGUGGCUGGGUUUCUGAGUGGGUGGAGGUGGGCUCUUCCCUGCUUUUUGCUCACCAGGAAGGAGGUAUGGGGAGAUGGAAUUACAUAUGUGAGCUCA
Molecule: messenger RNA, 2670 nt
Organism: Phacochoerus africanus (Common warthog)
Lineage: Eukaryota; Metazoa; Chordata; Mammalia; Artiodactyla; Suidae
Gene: TRIM7
Product: tripartite motif containing 7
Exons: 8
Coding region: 221-1753 (510 amino acids)
Molecular function (GO): zinc ion binding; protein binding
Source: RefSeq, a predicted model, not a curated record